UGUCUACUGGUCUCUCAAUGUAGUGCUACAGGUUUUACCACCCGUUCUGAUAUUGGUCCAGCUCGAGAUGCCAACGAUCCAGUGGAUGAUCGUCAUGCUCCGCCAGGGAAGAGAACAGUUGGGGAUCAGAUGAAGAAAAACCAGGCAGCUGAUGAUGAUGAUGAAGAUCUGAAUGACACCAAUUAUGAUGAGUUUAAUGGCUAUGCUGGGAGCUUGUUCUCAAGUGGUCCUUAUGAAAAAGAUGAUGAAGAAGCUGAUGCUAUAUAUGCAGCUUUGGAUAAGAGAAUGGAUGAGCGGAGAAAAGAGAGAAGAGAACAACGGGAGAAAGAGGAGAUUGAAAAGUACCGAAUGGAACGUCCCAAAAUUCAGCAGCAAUUUUCAGAUUUAAAAAGGAAGCUAGCGGAAGUCACAGAGGAAGAGUGGCUGAGUAUUCCAGAAGUUGGUGAUGCCAGGAACAAACGUCAGAGGAAUCCACGUUAUGAAAAACUGACUCCUGUUCCUGAUAGUUUCUUUGCUAAACACUUGCAGACUGGGGAGAAUCAUACAUCUGUGGAUCCCCGACAAACGCAAUUUGGUGGUCUGAACACUCCAUAUCCAGGAGGUUUGAACACUCCUUAUCCAGGAGGAAUGACACCUGGGCUAAUGACACCUGGGACAGGUGAACUAGAUAUGAGGAAGAUUGGGCAAGCCAGGAAUACCUUGAUGGAUAUGAGACUGAGCCAGGUGUCCGAUUCUGUGAGUGGCCAAACUGUGGUGGACCCAAAGGGAUAUCUGACGGACUUGAAUUCUAUGAUACCUACACAUGGAGGAGAUAUCAAUGACAUCAAGAAAGCUCGUUUACUUUUGAAAUCUGUACGGGAGACCAAUCCUCAUCAUCCACCAGCUUGGAUAGCUUCAGCCCGACUGGAAGAGGUCACAGGCAAACUGCAAGUAGCUCGAAACCUCAUCAUGAAGGGAACAGAAAUGUGCCCCAAGAGUGAAGAUGUUUGGUUAGAAGCUGCCCGUCUGCAGCCUGGGGAUACGGCAAAGGCUGUGGUGGCCCAGGCAGUCCGCCACCUCCCACAGUCUGUCCGGAUUUAUAUCAGAGCAGCAGAACUGGAGACUGAUAUACGAGCAAAGAAACGUGUCCUUAGGAAAGCCCUUGAGCAUGUUCCAAAUUCAGUACGCUUGUGGAAGGCAGCAGUGGAGUUAGAAGAACCCGAAGAUGCUAGGAUAAUGCUGAGCCGAGCAGUGGAAUGCUGCCCAACCAGCGUGGAACUGUGGCUUGCUCUGGCAAGGCUGGAGACAUACGAGAAUGCUCGUAAAGUCUUAAAUAAAGCCCGUGAGAACAUCCCAACAGACCGUCACAUUUGGAUAACUGCUGCCAAACUGGAGGAAGCCAAUGGAAACACUCAGAUGGUGGAGAAAAUCAUUGACAGAGCUAUCACGUCUCUCAGAGCAAAUGGAGUAGAAAUCAACAGAGAGCAGUGGAUCCAGGAUGCUGAGGAGUGUGAUAAAGCUGGGAGUGUAGCCACAUGUCAGGCUAUUAUGCGAGCUGUGAUUGGAAUUGGGAUCGAAGAAGAAGAUCGGAAACAUACUUGGAUGGAAGAUGCAGAUAGCUGUGUUGCUCACAAUGCCUUAGAGUGUGCUCGGGCAAUUUAUGCUUAUGCUUUACAAGUUUUCCCAAGCAAAAAAAGUGUGUGGUUGCGAGCAGCCUACUUCGAAAAGAACCAUGGAACCAGGGAGUCGCUGGAAGCUCUCUUGCAGAGAGCUGUGGCUCACUGUCCUAAAGCAGAAGUGUUGUGGCUCAUGGGAGCCAAAUCAAAGUGGCUGGCUGGAGAUGUGCCUGCAGCCAGAAGCAUUUUGGCCCUGGCUUUCCAGGCCAACCCCAACAGUGAAGAGAUCUGGCUGGCUGCAGUGAAGCUGGAGUCUGAAAACAAUGAAUAUGAAAGAGCGAGGAGGUUACUGGCGAAAGCGCGUAGCAGUGCCCCCACAGCCAGAGUCUUUAUGAAAUCGGUGAAAUUGGAAUGGGUGCUCGGGAACAUUGCUGCUGCCCAGGAGCUCUGUGAGGAAGCCCUGAAGCACUAUGAAGACUUCCCCAAGCUGUGGAUGAUGAAAGGGCAGAUAGAGGAGCAAGACGAGCUAAUAGAAAAGGCUCGGGAAGCCUAUAAUCAGGGGCUGAAGAAGUGCCCCCAUUCCACACCUCUCUGGCUCUUGCUGUCCAGGCUGGAGGAAAAAGUCGGGCAGCUGACCAGAGCAAGAGCCAUCUUGGAGAAGUCUCGUUUGAAGAAUCCGAAGAAUCCAGACCUGUGGUUAGAGUCUGUGCGAUUAGAAUACAGAGCCGGACUGAAGAACAUUGCUAACACACUGAUGGCCAAGGCAUUGCAGGAAUGUCCCAACUCGGGAAUCCUAUGGUCAGAAGCAAUUUUCCUUGAGGCAAGACCACAGCGAAAGACCAAAAGUGUGGAUGCCCUGAAGAAGUGUGAGCACGACCCUCAUGUCCUGUUGGCUGUAGCCAAGUUGUUCUGGAGCGAACGUAAAAUAACCAAGGCCCGAGAAUGGUUCCAUCGGACAGUGAAGAUAGAUUCAGACCUGGGGGAUGCCUGGGCUUUCUUUUACAAAUUCGAGCUCCAGCAUGGCACUGAGGAGCAGCAGGAGGAGGUGAAGAAGCGCUGUGAGAAUGCUGAGCCCCGCCACGGAGAGCUGUGGUGCGAGGUGUCCAAGGAUAUCGAGAACUGGCAGAAAAAAAUUGGAGAAAUCCUUGUACUUGUGGCAGCCAAAAUUAAAAAUGCCUUCUAGAGUAUGCUGUGAACAGCUGCAGAGUCAUCCCCAGAGGACACGGUCCCUUUGUUGUACAUAGUUUCAGCACCCUCAGCCUUGCCAGUGACACAACUGCUUGGAGCAAACAAAGGAAGUUGGUGGAACAAACGAAGACCUCUGGUUUUCCAAGAACAAUAUGAUGACUAGAGACAAGCCCUUCCCCUCCUGUGGCAGCCCUUUACACUGCACAUUGCAGUCUUUGCUAUGGCAUAAUCAGAUGCGUUUGUAUCGUAAUAACUUCUGUGAACAUUGCUGGCGGGUGUCGGUGCUGUGAAGUUUUGCAUAGGUGUGGUAGGCAUUGUCAUUUGGAUGUCUGAACCCAUUCUGUACAUUUGAACCUUAAUUCUUACUUGUUCAGUUUCUGAUGAGUUGGAGCUCCUCUGGUUGUUUUUUUUUUUUUCCCCCUGGCAUGAGUUCUCUUCCUGUCAACCAGCCCUUCAGUUUCUUGGUGUUUGGCCCAUUUCAUGAUGGAUCUGUCAACAAAGCAGUCUCCUUGAUAUUUAAGUAUAGUGAGGCUUAAAGUAAAUAGCGCAGUUGUCACCAACACGCUUGGAAUUUUGCGGUGGAAGGGUGUGACCAGCACUUCUUUAACUUUUGAGGUAGAAUCCUGGUCAUAUGUGUGUGGAAAGUCUUUUUAAUUAAGCAUAUUGUGAAAUUCAAUAACCAGAGCCUAUUUUAGUGAUAUUUUCUGUAAGUUUUAAAUAUAUAAUAUAAGCAUAUUCUUUUAAUAGAAUAAUUUCACUGACCACAGCAGUAGUAUUAAAACAGGGUAUAAACAGCUCAAAGCCCUUUAAAGGAAAAGCCCUUAUUCUGAGAGCCAUUAAGAAGCCAUGUGCUUUAACAGCUGAAGCGGAUUUCCAGGAAGGGUGGAUAUGAAAAACGUCUCAAAGCUCGGUUGGAAAAACUAGCUUGUUGCUCAGAUGAUCUGGGAGCACAUGGACCAUCUCUCUUUCUGUAACCCCGUAAGUUGUCUUGGUUCAUGAACAAGGUUUUCCUAACCCGGGAGAAGUGCCCUUCUUUUCUGUAAAGGGAGGACUUUCAUUUUCUUGGUCCUCCUUGGAGUGAAGAGUCCUCUAGCAGAGAGAUUGUCUGUUUUAUUCUUCACCAACUGAAAGAUACAAAUGUCUUCUGCAUCCUUUAAUAGGAUUUGUAUAUUAGGAAUGACUUUUUUUUUUCAAGUCCAUUUAUCAUAAAAUUUUGUUUGAAGAAAGCCAGUCACUUUUCUGGUAAACUGUACAGAUGUAAUGAGAUGCUAUAAAAUACAGCUCUGUCUUACA
Molecule: messenger RNA, 4076 nt
Organism: Pelodiscus sinensis (Chinese soft-shelled turtle)
Lineage: Eukaryota; Metazoa; Chordata; Testudines; Trionychidae
Source: RefSeq, a predicted model, not a curated record